This is a messenger RNA of Salvia hispanica, 629 nucleotides long. RefSeq names its product sm-like protein LSM36B. Gene Ontology annotation, biological process: mRNA splicing, via spliceosome; maturation of SSU-rRNA. Lineage: Eukaryota; Viridiplantae; Streptophyta; Magnoliopsida; Lamiales; Lamiaceae. Gene Ontology annotation, cellular component: sno(s)RNA-containing ribonucleoprotein complex; U6 snRNP; U4/U6 x U5 tri-snRNP complex. The record is from RefSeq and is a predicted model, not a curated record. Gene Ontology annotation, molecular function: RNA binding.
AUUCAAAACCCUAUUUAUAAAAGAACCCUGAUUUCAAUUUGAAGUAGAAUUAAGGCAACAAAAAGGAAACGGAAAGAGAUUUGAAGUUCGUACUAUAUUUAUUCCCUCCAUAUCUGAAUUGCAAAUUCCGUCGUUCUCGUCUGCAGGUUUUCUUGUUUUGCAUUAAUUUGGGGAAAAAAUGAGCGGUACCGGGGAGAAGCUGUCGGGCACUAAAACUCCUGCAGAUUUUCUGAAAUCUAUACGUGGCCGACCUGUGGUUGUCAAAUUGAACUCCGGUGUCGAUUACAGAGGUAUCCUUGCUUGUCUGGAUGGAUACAUGAAUAUUGCAAUGGAACAAACAGAGGAGUACGUGAAUGGCCAGCUUAAGAACAAAUAUGGAGAUGCCUUCAUUCGUGGAAAUAAUGUACUCUACAUCAGCACAUCGAAGGGAACCUUGGCUGAAGGAGCUUAGCAUUGUGAUCUGUCGCUAUAGUGACUGUGACUUGCCCACAAAAGUUCCUACAAAUUGCUGCAGCAUCUGUAAUAUGUAAACAUAACUUUAAUUUCCCCUUCUCUUCAGACGUGGUGGAUGUGGUUGAAUCUGUUUGCUUAAUUUGAAAUGUAGAAUGAUCCUGAUUAUUCCAAGGUAA